Molecule: messenger RNA, 1063 nt
Organism: Procambarus clarkii (red swamp crayfish)
Lineage: Eukaryota; Metazoa; Arthropoda; Malacostraca; Decapoda; Cambaridae
Product: collagen alpha-1(I) chain-like
Source: RefSeq, a predicted model, not a curated record
AUGUCCCCAGGCCGGGGGCCAUCAUGGCCCCAGGCCGGGGACCAUCAUGGCCCCAGGCCGGGGGCCAUCAUGGCCCCAGGCCGGGGGCCAUCAUGUCCCCAGGCCGGGGACCAUCAUGUCCCCAGGCCGGGGGCCAUCAUGUCCCCAGGCCGGGGGCCAUCAUGUCCCCAGGCCGGGGACCAUCAUGUCCCCAGGCCGGGGGCCAUCAUGUCCCCAGGCCGGGGGCCAUCAUGUCCCCAGGCCGGGGACCAUCAUGUCCCCAGGCCGGGGGCCAUCAUGUCCCCAGGCGGGGGCCAUCAUGUCCCCAGGCCGGGGACCAUCAUGUCCCCAGCCGGGGGCCAUCAUGUCCCCAGGCCGGGGGCCAUCAUGUCCCCAGGCCCGGGGACCAUCAUGUCCCCAGGCCGGGGGCCAUCAUGUCCCCAGGCCGGGGGCCCAUCAUGUCCCCAGGCCGGGGACCAUCAUGUCCCCAGGCCGGGGACCAUCAUGUCCCCAGGCCGGGGCCAUCAUGUCCCCAGGCCGGGGGCCAUCAUGUCCCCAGGCCGGGGACCAUCAUGUCCCCAGGCCGGGGACCAUCAUGUCCCCAGGCCGGGGGCCAUCAUGUCCCCAGGCCGGGGGCCAUCAUGUCCCCAGGCCGGGGGCCAUCAUGUCCCCAGGCGGGGGCCAUCAUGUCCCCAGGCCGGGGACCAUCAUGUCCCCAGGCCGGGGACCAUCAUGUCCCCAGGCCGGGGGCCAUCAUGUCCCCAGGCCGGGGCCAUCAUGUCCCCAGGCCGGGGGCCAUCAUGUCCCCAGGCCGGGGCCAUCAUGUCCCCAGGCCGGGGACCAUCAUGGCCCCAGGCCGGGGACCAUCAUGGCCCCAGGCCGGGGACCAUCAUGGCCCCAGGCGGGGGCCAUCAUGUCCCCAGGCCGGGGACCAUCAUGGCCCCAGGCCGGGGACCAUCAUGUCCCCAGGCCGGGGGCCAUCAUGUCCCCAGGCCGGGGACCAUCAUGGCCCCAGGCCGGGGACCAUCAUGGCCCCCGGCCGGGGACCAUCAUGGCCCCAGGCCGGGGACCAUCAUGGCCCCAG